Messenger RNA from Marmota monax (woodchuck), 3468 nucleotides. RefSeq names its product alanyl aminopeptidase, membrane (gene Anpep). The transcript has 20 exons. Lineage: Eukaryota; Metazoa; Chordata; Mammalia; Rodentia; Sciuridae. The record is from RefSeq and is a predicted model, not a curated record. Gene Ontology annotation, cellular component: cytoplasm. Gene Ontology annotation, biological process: proteolysis; peptide catabolic process. Gene Ontology annotation, molecular function: peptide binding; metalloaminopeptidase activity; zinc ion binding. Bases 136 to 3039 code for a protein of 967 amino acids.
CUGUCUGAGCCUUGGUUAAUCUUUGCCCAGGCCAGUGGCGGUGGGGCUCCUCCCUCUGCAGGAUAUAAGUCUGGCCCAAGGCUGCUCCAUUCUCUGCCUGGACUGAGCCGCCCUGAGCGCCCUGCUGCCCUCACCAUGGCCAAGGGCUUCUACAUCUCCAAGUCCCUAGGCAUCCUGGGCAUCCUUCUGGGCGUGGCAGCUCUGUGUACCAUCGUCGCUCUGUCUGUGGUGUACGCUCAGGAGAAGAACCGGAAUGCUGAGAGCUUCACCGAAGCCCCCGAAAUCCCUGUGGUCUCCACUACUGUCUCGGCCACCACUGUGGACCAGAACCUUCCAUGGAACCAGUACCGCCUGCCCAAGUCUCUGAUACCUGACUCCUACCAGGUGAAGCUGAGGCCUUACUUCACUCCCAAUAAAGACGGCCUGUACAUCUUUGAGGGCUCCAGCACCGUCCUCUUCACCUGCAAGGAAGCCACCAACGUCAUCAUCAUCCACAGCAAAAAGCUCAACUACACAAGGAAACAGGAGCACAUGGUGGUCUUGCGGGGCGUGGGUGACUCCCAGCCCCCUGCCAUCGACAGGACUGAGCUGGUGGAGCAUACCGAGUACCUGGUGGUACACCUCAAGGGCUACCUGGAGGUGGGCCACAAGUAUGAGAUGGACACCGAGUUUCAGGGGGAGCUGGCCGAUGACCUGGCAGGCUUCUACCGCAGUGAAUACAUGGACGGCAACAUCAAAAAAGUGGUGGCCACGACACAGAUGCAGGCAGCAGAUGCCCGGAAAUCUUUCCCAUGCUUUGAUGAACCUGCCAUGAAGGCCCAGUUUAACAUCACGCUCAUCCACCCCAAGGACUACGUGGCUCUGUCUAACAUGCUUCCCAGAGGUCCCAGUGUCACAUUGGAUGGAGAGCCCGACUGGUCUAUCACUGAGUUCGAAACAACACCCAAGAUGUCCACAUACCUGUUGGCCUACAUUGUCAGCGAAUUCACAAAAGUGGAGACGCAGUCGCCCAAUAAUGUCCUGAUCCGGAUCUGGGCUCGACCCAGUGCUAUCGAUGAAGGCCAUGGUGAUUAUGCCCUGAACGUGACAGGCCCCAUCCUAAACUUCUUUGCUGGGCAUUAUGACACACCCUACCCACUUAAAAAAUCUGACCAGAUAGGCCUGCCUGACUUCAACGCUGGGGCCAUGGAGAACUGGGGGCUGGUGACCUACCGGGAAAACGCCCUGCUGUUUGACCCUGUGUCCUCCUCCAGCACCAACAAGGAGCGGGUGGUCACUGUGGUUGCUCACGAGCUGGCCCACCAGUGGUUUGGGAACCUGGUGACUGUGGAAUGGUGGAAUGAUCUGUGGCUGAACGAGGGCUUUGCCUCCUACGUGGAGUACCUGGGUGCCGACUAUGCAGAGCCCACCUGGAAUCUGAAAGACCUCAUAGUACUGAAUGACGUGUACCGUGUGAUGGCUGUGGAUGCCCUGGCCUCGUCCCACCCGCUGUCCACCCCUGCCGAGGAGAUCAACACACCGUCCCAGAUCAGUGAGCUGUUUGAUGCCAUCUCCUACAGCAAGGGUGCCUCGGUCCUCAGGAUGCUCUCCAGCUUCCUGACAGAGAACCUAUUCAAGAAAGGCCUGGCGUCCUACCUUCAUACCUUUGAGUACCAGAACACUGUCUACCAGGACCUGUGGCAUCACCUUCAGGAGGCAGUGGACAAUCAGACAGAAAUCAUUCUCCCUGACCGCGUGAGCAACAUCAUGGACCGCUGGAUCCUGCAGAUGGGCUUUCCAGUCAUCACCGUGGACACCAGCAAAGGGGAAAUCUCCCAGGAGCACUUCCUCCUUGACCCUGAGUCCAAUGUCACCCGCCCCUCCCAGUUCAACUACCUGUGGAUUGUGCCCAUCACAUCUAUCAGAAAUGGCAUAGAGCAGGAUACAUACUGGCUACAGAGUGUCCAGAAAGCCCAGCAUGAGCAUUUUAGAACGUCAUCAGACAAUGAAUGGGUCCUGCUGAACCUCAAUGUGACCGGCUAUUACCUGGUGAAUUACGACGAAAGCAACUGGAAGAAGAUUCAGACUCAAUUGCAGACCAAUCUGUCGGCCAUCCCUGUCAUCAAUCGGGCGCAGGUGAUCCAAGACUCCUUCAAUUUGGCCAGUGCUGGAAGGAUCCCUGUCACUCUAGCGCUGGACAACACUCUUUUUCUGAUUCAAGAGACAGAGUACAUGCCCUGGGAGGCUGCCCUGAGCAGCCUGAACUACUUCAAGCUCAUGUUUGACCGCUUCGAGGUCUACGGUCCCAUGAAGAACUACCUGAAGAAGCAAGUGUACCCCCUCUUCACCUACUACCAAAACCUCACCAACCUCUGGACCCAGCGGCCACCAACCCUGAUGGAACAAUACAAUGAGGUUAAUGCCAUCUCCACUGCCUGCGCCAAUGGGAUCGAGGAAUGUGAGACACUGGUCACCAACCUUUUCAAGGAGUGGAUGAAAAACCCCACCAUCAACCCGAUCCACCCCAACCUGCGGUCCACCGUCUACUGCAACGCCAUCUCCCAGGGUGGUGAGGAGGAGUGGGAGUUCGCCUGGCAGCAGUUCAGAAACGCCACCCUGGUAAAUGAGGCUGACAAACUCCGAGCAGCCCUGGCCUGCACUAACGAGGUGUGGCUCCUGAACAGAUACCUCAGCUACACCCUGAACCCUGACUACAUCCGGAAGCAGGACGCUGUCUCCACUAUCACCAGCAUCACCAACAAUGUCAUAGGGCAAACUCUGGUCUGGGAUUUUGUCAGGAGCAACUGGAAGAAGCUCUUUGAGGAUUAUGGUGGUGGCUCCUUCUCCUUCUCCAACCUCAUCCAGGCGGUGACCCAGCGAUUCUCCACCGAGUAUGAGCUGCAGCAGCUGGAGAGGUUCAAGAUGGAGAACAUGGACACUGGGUUUGGCUCAGGCACCCGGGCUCUGGAGCAAGCCCUGGAGAAGACGAAAGCCAAUAUCAAGUGGGUGAAGGAAAACAAGGACACAGUGCUCAAGUGGUUCACAGAAAGAAGCCAAUAAUUGUUCCUGUCUUCAAGCCACCUGGCCCCUAGUGAGGUGCCCAUGACUCUCUGUCCCACCAGUCUGUGGCAGGGCCUCCAUUUUCAGAGCCCGAGACACCAGUGUCCUCCCCUCAAUGACGAAGUCUCUGGCCUGUGGGGCCUCUAGUUUCUAAUGGCCAGGCUGUCCAAGUACCUCCCAGCCCCUGCCCCUUGUGCCAAUCCCACCCCAGGCCCGGCAUGGCACCUGUCACCCAGGGCCCUGGGGAUGAUCUCAGGGAAGCCCAGCUCUAGGGCCAGAUGAGCAGAAGCCCUUGAUGGACAAUGGACGGUCUUGAGGGAGCCGCCCUGAACAUUCUCUCACCUUCCCCACAAAACUGAGGAAUCAAUAGGGCACCAGAUCUGUAUAUUUUUUUCUAAGCGAAAAUGUAAAUAAAGGAUUUCUAGAUGA